GUAAAAAUUAGAUAGUUGUUGUGGUUUAACUCCAGCCAGCAACUAAGUACCAUGCAGCUGUUCAUUCACUUCUCCCGCUCCAGUGGGAUGUGGAGGAGAAUCGGAAAAAGGUAAAACCUGGGUUGACAUAAGAACAGUUUAAUAAUUGAAAAAAGUAAAAUAUUCCAUACCAUAUUAUUAUUAUUGUUAUAUCCCUUUGGCCAGUUUCUGUCAGCUGUCCCGUCUGUGCUUCCUCAUGGCUUCUUGUGCAGCUGCACUGGCAAAGCAUGAGACACUGAAAAGCCCUCAACUCAGGAAAUUUCAAGACAUUGAAGAAACACACCUUCUUCAUAUGAAAGAGAUUAUAGAAUCAUUGUCAAAUACCAUAAAAGAAAUUAAUUUGCAAAUAGGAGAGGUACACGAAGAGUUUAUUGAUAACAUGACAAAUACUACGGUUAAGAGUUUAAUACAGAAAUUUGCUGAGUCAAAAGGAACUGGCAAGGAAAGACCUGGCUCUAUUGAAUUUGAGGAAUGUUACACAUCCAAUGCAGUUGAAGGGAUAAAACCACGAAAGAGGAAGCCUUUUGGUUUUUCAGGAAUAAUGAAAAAAGAAAAAGAUAUCGAGUCUAUGAUGUGUCCAGAUACAGACUCAGUUAACAUUCCUGAUAUAGAUGAUGAAGGAUACAGCAUUAAACCAGAAGCAUCACAGGAUACCAAAAAGAACCAUUUCUAUUCAUCCAGUGAUUCUGACUCUGAAGAUGAUGAACCCAGGAGGUUCCAUGUAGAAAUAAAACCUGUCCAAACAAAUGAUAGGUCUCAAUAUACCGUGCCUUCCUUGGAUGAAUUAAAAGUAUCUAUAGGGAACAUUGCUCUUUCUCCAGCAAUAUCUAAGAAACAGAGUUCUGCACAAACUAAUCAAAAUGCAGCCAGUGAAGAGUUAACAAAAUCAAAGCUUUCUACUCCAGCUAAUGAAAAGGGAAACAGUGACCUUCUGGCAUGGGAUCCACUCUUAAGCAGUUCUCUUGAAUCUUCCUCUUCAGCCUCCAUAGUAUCCUUAUCCUCCUCAGCAAGACCCAUAAAUCAUCUUUCUGUAGGCACCAUUGUACCCCCUCCAAGGCCUACUUCAACACCAAAAUUGUCUACAGGGAAACUUAGUGGAAUUAAUGAAAUAUCUAGGCCAUUCAACCCUCCGUUGGCCUCUAACUCAAGUUCACCACCUGCAGCUCCCUUGGCACAUGCAGAGAGCAUUUCCUCAAUAUCUUCUUCUGCUUCCCUCAGUGCAGCAAACACACCUACAGUUGGUGUUUCACGUGGUCCCAGUCCUGUCAGACUUGGAAACCAGGAUACCGUGCCUGUUGCAGUAGCCCUUACUGAGUCUGUUAACGCCUACUUUAAAGGAGCAGAUCCCACAAAAUGUAUUGUGAAGAUUACUGGUGAUAUGACAUUAUCAUUCCCAAGUGGGAUUAUUAAAGUCUUCACCAGCAACCCAUCUUCAGCUGCGCUCUGCUUCAGGGUAAAAAACACAAGCAAACUAGAGCAGAUUCUUCCAAAUGCACAACUUGUAUACAGUGAUCAGUCACAAAGUGACUCCAGUAGUAAGGAUUUUUGGAUGAACAUGCAAGCCAUAACUGUCUACCUCAAGAAAUUAUCAGAGCACAAUCCAUCUGCAUCCUAUUAUAAUGUGGAUGUUUUAAAGUAUCAGGUAUCUUCAAAUGGCAUCCAGUCCACUCCCUUGAAUCUUGCAACUUACUGGAAAUGUAAUGCUAGCACUACUGAUGUGAGAGUGGAUUAUAAGUAUAAUCCAGAGUCUAUGAAUGUGCCUAGUAUGCUGUCUAAUGUGCAAGUUGUGGUACCAGUAGAUGGAGGAGUAACAAACAUGCAAUCACUUCCACCUGCAAAAUGGAAUGCAGAUCAGAUGAAAGCUUAUUGGAAAAUAUCUAGCAUUUCAGAGAAGUCUGAGAAUGGAGGUUCUGGAUCACUCAGGGCAAAAUUUGAACUUUCAGAAGGACCCAGUAAACCAGCAACACUUGCAGUGCAAUUCAUUAGUGAAGGAAACACCCUUUCAGGAAUAGAUGUAGAGCUAGUAAGCACUGGCUAUCGACUUUCUCUCCUUAAGAAGAGAUUUGCCACUGGAUGGUAUAUGGCAGACUGCUGAUUAACAUGUGGAAGUCAUUGGAUCAAAGGAGUGCAAGAAGUUUACUCUGACCUCUCUACUUUUCAAACACUAUUUUAACAUGCAUUAAUUUUUUUUAAAUGUUGACCUACUUUGAGGUUUAACCAUCAGAACAGGAAAUGCACUUUUAAAACUCAUUUUGGAAACUUUUUAUUACUUUAUAAUAGCACUGAAAUUAAUACUUCUGUAAAUGAUCAUUAGUAAAUUUAUAGAUGAAGUCAAAGUAGUAAUCAAUAGUUGUACUGAAAGUAUGAAAUUUUAUGUUAUACUGUAAACAUUGAACCUAAAAAUAUGGGAAAGUAAGUAAAAAAUAUUUCGUCUUUCCAUAAGCAAUAUUAAUUUUUCAGAUUCUUCAAUUACCAAUUUGAAAAGAAAGCAAAGUCUCACAUAGUUAUUCCAUCCACUCAUGCCAUAAAACCAGCUGAGUUAGAGAAGUAUAAAAAAAAUGUAACUUACUGCCUGUGUAUCAUAUAUUAUUAACAGGUAAGUUGUUUUACAUAGGGUUUUUUUUCCUAAGUGCAAUGUGUUACAAAAUUGCAAAAGACAGAAGAGAUUUACUUCUGCAGUUAGGAAAUUUUAUGGGUAUUGUGAUUGUUUGAAUCAAUGCUGUAGAUUUAAUUUAUUUUUAUAUGAAUUGUAUAACAUUUGUGCCUUUAAAAAAAAACACCUGUGCCUAUACACUUUGUUAUUCACAGGACUCAAUUCCUUUUUCAAAUUUUGGCUCUUCAUCAGGAAAGCACAGUGUUUGUAUAAUACAUACAACUUUAUAAAAAUUCCUUUGACUGGAAUUUAGAAAGCAGAUUUGCAAAACUGGAGAUUGUUUUAAAAGAGGUUUAAAAUACUGGUUUACUUCCUCCUGGGGUAAUUGCAAUAAAUACAGCUGCAGUAAAGAGAGAUGCAUCAUGCAGGACUUUGAAACUUUGAGAUGGUAACUUUAUUAUUACCAAAGAUGAAAAUCCUGAAAAAUCACAGAAGAUGAUAAAAGCAAGCAGCAUUUCCUUUCACUUUGACUGCAAACCUUUGGAAUUUAAGUGCUCUGAGGGUUGUGUGAUGUGAAUGUAAACAUAGUACUUUGGGAGAAAUAGCAUUUUAGAUGGGUAUUUUAUAGCAGCAGGAUGACAAAUACUGCCAUUUAUAUUAGUUUAAUUUUUUAUCUAAAUCCACCAUUUUUAGCAUUUAAUCUGCUUGCCACAGCUUUAGCACAGGGAAGUGACACAUAAGUAAUGUUUUUGAAAGCAAGUCACUAAUUUAAAAAAUCUUUAUUGUAUUUGUAUUAUCAAGUGUUUUUUUAAAUGCUGAAAUCAAAAGUAUUGGGGCAAAAUAUUAACCUACAAGUGGAAAUUUUAUAUGACCAUUUUGAAUCAUAGAAUCAUAGAAUUAACUGGGUUGGAAGAGACCUCCGAGAUCAUCAAGUCCAACCCUUGAUCCAACCCCACUGUGAUUACUAGAUCAUGGCACUCAGUGCCACAUCCAGCCUCAUCUUAAAAACCUCCAGGGACGGUGAAUCCACCACCUCUCUGGGCAGGCCAUUCCAAUGCCUGAUCACUCUCUCUGGAAAGAACUUCAUACAUACCAGUAUCUAUUGUAAAUUCUCUAUUAAAACAAUAAAACUUGCUUCAACUAAUUCAUGUGUCAGUUCCAGUGUUCAUGCAGGUAAAAUCAGAAGGCUGAGCUAAGGACUUUCCAGCAGGAAUGGAAGUUUAUUCAGAGACGCUUACAGCUCCAUGAACUUGCAGCAGCUGGGUGGCAAAAAACAUACACACACCCCAGGGCCUCCCAGCCGUGCAUAUCAAAGGGGCCCUUGGGCAUUCCAGGUGCUGCUUUCUGAGCCAUUUACCUUUUUCCCCUACACCUCCCUUCCCCCACUUGUGGGAAGGAAUGUUUCUUUGGCAUCUUCUCAGAUAAGAAAGUUCCCUGUUUAGUCUCAUAAAGAAGCAGCUCCACAGGAAGGACAAAAGGUGGUUGUUCUCACACAUUCUCUCAACAUGUUUCUUUAACCACAGCAGGUUUCUUGAGCAAAGAGAAAUUUCCAAAUCAGUUUGCCUCCUCACCAUUUCUUUUGCAGGGUCCCUGCUACUCCCAAACAUGCAAAACCAAUAAUGAAUUGGACUGCUGAAACUUUACAAUAAAUUAAGCUGCGUACAGGCUACAUAAAUUUUAAUGUAUACUACACACUUUUGCAGAUAAGAGUUCCAUUAUUAGCUAAGCACAUACUGUACUGUAGAUUUGAUUGGAAGAGUAUAUUUGGCUCUUAACUUGCAAACCUUACUGAAUGGUAAAUUUCUAACAUAUAAAAUGGUACAGUUGUGAGAAAUAUCUCUAAUUAAAAUUUCAGAGACAGUCAAAUAAAGUGAAACAAAGAACUUUAAUUUCAGCGCACUGGGUGCACCAGAUUUGUGACCGUGUCCAAACACACCCAGAAUGGGAGGGACGAGCCCUUUUAAGGUCCCUUGAUUUACAUAACCACUCCCUCACUCCUCCCAUGCCAAGCCCCACUCCUUUUCUUCCUUAAAAGGUGAUAUAAUCCUCUUCUUGGAUUCAACUGGGUCCUUUCAGGGCCGGGCCACACCUUCCUUUGCUUUCUGGUGCAGUCCAUUGGUUGUCUUAACCGACCUAUCAGGUUGUUUCCCUGUCCUGGCUGCGUGGUUCCCUGGCAGUGAGCACAGACUGAUCUCCCUGCCUUACAUGCUUUCCGGCCCGCCUUCACACUGUAACUGUAGGUAACGGUAAGCAGCAGUAACUGUAAUCAGACUUGCAAGCAGCAAGGAACAACUGCAAGCAGAUCUGCAAGCAGCAAUAAGUAAUGCAGGCAGCCCACCAGUCCCUGACCACCAAAUGACUCCCCAACUCCCCAAACAAAAUGACCUCCAGGCAUCUCGACACAUGGCAACCAUGGAAGCCCCUGCUUGUAAUAAAACCGCCUUAUUUAUUUCCUACACAGUCUUUUUACUGCAAUCUUAAUUGUAAUCUGCUUUGCAAUCAAAUUGUGUUUAAUAUGACAAUAUUUUAUUAAUGAAAAUGCAAGACUGCAUUGCUGGUUUUAGUCAAGUAUUACUUUCAUUUCUUAGUUAAAUAAAGCAGUUCUGUUUCAAGACUUUUCAUCUAAGUGAUUAUGCCUAUAUUUGCA
This is a messenger RNA of Myiozetetes cayanensis, 5279 nucleotides long. RefSeq names its product F-BAR domain only protein 2-like. NCBI's taxonomy places the organism in Eukaryota, Metazoa, Chordata, Aves, Passeriformes, Tyrannidae. The coding region runs from base 236 to 2134 and encodes 632 amino acids. The transcript has 21 exons. Gene Ontology annotation, biological process: clathrin coat assembly; clathrin-dependent endocytosis; synaptic vesicle endocytosis. Gene Ontology annotation, cellular component: clathrin-coated pit; clathrin-coated vesicle; cytoplasm. The record is from RefSeq and is a predicted model, not a curated record.